GUUUAUUAGGUACGUAAGCUCUGAUAACUGUUGGAAUGCUGUACUGUUCCAUGAAUCAUUAUACAGUACUUACUAUCACAUCAAAAACGGAAAAUUAAAAUUGAUUUCACAGCGAUUAGAAAAAAAACUGGGAACUCGCGCACAUUUUCAUCAAUGUUCAAUUUAAUGCGCGCAAAUUUUGUUGGCUUUUUGUUAUUUUUCUGUGUCGAUUUUUUUUAUCAUUUAUUUCUGAAAGAAUAAGAUUGGAUUUUAUCACCCUACCAGAAUUCAAUAAGUAUUCCAGAGAUUUGAAUCACCUCGACGACUAAACAUGUCCACACACGACGUUCCGCUCAUUUCAACACCCAAAAUAAACCCAUGCGAUCGCAACACAGCCACUAAACUACUCUCGCUGAUGAAAGAAAAAAAACUAGACGAGUUCGUAGAAAUAAUUCAUAAUAAUAUUUUCAACAUAGACCACUAUUACGAACCGCCGGAAAAUGGUACACUUUUGGAGAUCGCCUGUCGUUCAUACGGGUACAGUGAUUUCGUCAAAGUUCUCAUCGAAUACGGAGCAGCGGGUAUUUUGAGCAGAUCGUCCAAUCGCAAGCAUUUGACAGACUCGAUGAUCGAUUCGAAUGAUGACUCGAAUGAAACAGAUUCACAAAAUGCAGCUAAGGGUGGAAAUGCCGAUGCUCAGUAUACGUAUUUACAAUACGCUUGUAAUUUGGGAUUUGUCGAUGUUGUAGAUAAACUUUUGAAAAUGGGAGUCGAUCCGAACGAACGGUACUCGAAUGAUACAGAUACACCGCUUAAAAUAGCAGGCCAGAAGGGGUUCCACGAGAUCGUCUUUCAUUUAGUGAAUAAUCCGGCUAUAUCGCUCGAGAUAGACGAUAUCAAACCUGUACUCGAGUCCAUCUUUGAUCGUAUUUUUGAGCUGGAAGUUGAUCCCGAGUCCAUGUCCAACGAUAAUGUUGACGACGAAGAACGAGACUAUUACAAAUGUCUGGAAUAUAUUUUAGGAAGAGUGUUUCGAAUACCGGUGGAAAAUUCGAACAAAUUGAAUAAUUCUAAAGAGAAACGGAAACCAAUACAGAAACCUAGAAGAAAGAAACUGAAAAAUGAAGUCACUGAAAUGUAACUCUACAUAAUAACAUUUGAAUAAUUUCAAUUGUUGUGUUAAGUUUUGCCUGUAUGUACAUAUUACAAAAUCUACUUCUGCAUAUUUGCUUA
Messenger RNA from Planococcus citri (citrus mealybug), 1212 nucleotides. RefSeq lists its product as uncharacterized. The record is from RefSeq and is a predicted model, not a curated record. The coding region runs from base 311 to 1120 and encodes 269 amino acids. Gene Ontology annotation, cellular component: nucleus; cytoplasm. Gene Ontology annotation, molecular function: protein binding. Lineage: Eukaryota; Metazoa; Arthropoda; Insecta; Hemiptera; Pseudococcidae. The transcript is spliced from 2 exons.